This is a messenger RNA of Oncorhynchus tshawytscha (Chinook salmon), 3122 nucleotides long. RefSeq names its product early growth response protein 4-like. Gene Ontology annotation, biological process: regulation of transcription by RNA polymerase II. Gene Ontology annotation, molecular function: DNA-binding transcription factor activity, RNA polymerase II-specific; RNA polymerase II cis-regulatory region sequence-specific DNA binding. The coding region runs from base 369 to 1838 and encodes 489 amino acids. The transcript is spliced from 2 exons. The record is from RefSeq and is a predicted model, not a curated record. NCBI's taxonomy places the organism in Eukaryota, Metazoa, Chordata, Actinopteri, Salmoniformes, Salmonidae.
GGGCAUGAAGUUUACACGCAGCAGGGAAUCCUCUCACUGGAGCCGAUGAAUGCGGGGAGGGCUCUAGCGACCCGCCAGAGUGUAUAUAAGGAGAGGCGAAGGAAGCCACUGGUGUGAAACAUAGCCACAGCAACAGAUAGCCGAAAAGCUACAAAGCGAUACAGCACGCAGUCAUCUGGACAAAAAGGACAUUUCGAAUUAUUUAUUGACACCUUUUUCCUCAAACGACUACCUGCACAUUUUUGGGGAUAAUCGACGACCCCGUGCAUCAGAGGGAAAAGGACGCAUAAUUUGCAUCUGCUUUGUUUUAUUUUUUUUGUCUACCUACACUUACCUGGAUUGACAGACUUGAAAUCAAUCUCGCAAUCAUGCUGAACAACAUGGAUUUGAACUCUAAAGAUUCCUUCUACCCACAGUUUGAGAAUUGUAACGGUUCUUCCCUGGGGGUGGAAAAUAGCGCUCGGAAAGAUACCCAGGAGAUGUUUUCGGACGCAGAGAGAGGAGCACCUGCCCAGUAUACCGCUGAGGGAGCACCUGUAACCCUGAAAACUGAGGCCUCCAACUCAGAUUUCGCCUUUAAUCCCUGUGAGGGGCCCAAAGGCACCUCCUCCUCCCUCGCCUACUCAGGCAGAUUCUAUGUCGAGGCGACUCAGGGGGGCCCGUGCAGCACUGAGACAUUGCUCAACAUGAUCACAGAAAUUGUCGGUAUUUCUACGUUACCGAUCUCCGAAGUUCAACUGAGCACCAUGGACAGCAGCAGCUUCGGCGACGCGGGCGUCCAGAGGCAAUCCUCCACCUGCAGCGCCACCCCGCCCCUGUACUCGCCGGGGCAGACAUGCCCCAGAUACCCCGACGGUCAGUCCGGCGGCCAAGCUCAAGAUUCAACCUCUCCCCACGUGAGCUUCGGCUCCCCUGCUCAAGUCCGAAACCAGAACAGCACCACCGAGCCACAGUCAGAAGCUGCGUCUUUUCCAGUGGUGGUCAAGAAUGAAUUCGAUAGCAGCUGUUACGAAUGGGGCACGUUCAAUAAAUCGGACGCCUAUUUGGAAACGAGCUUCCAAACAUCAGAAACGUUCCCGAUGUCCAGUGACUUCUCGUCUGACCAACAAGUGGAUGUAAAGGAACUUUUGGACUCAUUUUCACCCAUGUGUCCUAACCCAGAGAUGGAGUUCAAAGUUGAAGGUGGAAUCAAGCAGGAGCAGUGCUAUUCUGACACCUGCUCUCAGAGUUUCUGCAGUUCUCUUUACCCCAACUACCCAGUGCCAGUCAUGGACCACUCAACCAACAACCUCCUCAAGCCAGCUAUGUUUCCCAACAUUGAACUUCCGCCAUUAUCUAAUCAAUGCGAUUCGUCUUGCCAGCUUACCUCACCAGCUUUACCCAGUACUAUAGACUCAAUUCUUUACUCCUCCUUGUUGCCAGACUCCUUUGCCCAAAGUUACACGCCGCGCGCGCAAAAGGCACCGCGUGUCAGGAAAAGCCCCGCCGCCUCUACUGGGCCUGCCAAAGAGAAACCCUUCACCUGCCCCAUGGAGAACUGCGACCGGCGCUUCUCCCGCUCGGAUGAACUCAACAGGCACAUCCGCAUCCACACGGGACACAAACCCUUUCAGUGCCGCAUCUGUCUGCGCAGUUUCAGCCGUAGCGACCACCUCACCACCCACACCCGGACUCACACGGGAGAGAAGCCGUUCUCCUGCGACAUAUGCGGCAAAAGGUUCGCUCGGAGCGACGAGAGGAAACGGCACGGUCGCGUGCACCUUAAACAGAAAGAAAAGAUGGAGCUGAAGCCACAAGUGAUCAGUGCGUGGCCAUUUACUCUUCCCGAGGGAAUUUGAAGAGACCCCAUUACGCACACGAGUAGCUCUGUCCACACAACCUUACAAUAUUUCCGUCGAAGAUAAAACGCUUAACAGUUCAUUGCUGAUUACAGGUCGACGUAUCAACGUUUGCGGUGUGACAUAUAGGUCGAGUGAAAUUGGUUUGAGUGUGAAAGUCUCUAUAGGGAGUCUAAGAAUAAGGAUGUUUUGCGAGUUAGAUUUGCAUAGUGCUAUAUCGGGGAGCGAAUUGUGAAAAGGGUCUGCUCUUUCGACCCUAGUUUACUUGCUGCUGCUGACUCUAUGCAAGACAUGCAUGACUUGAUUGUAAAACCUUCCCGAGUUGACAGCUCAACAGACACGUAUUGUGUUUCUCUGUUACAAUCAACCAAUUUGAUCAUUUCAAACCAAACACCAAGGCAUCAUAACGAAUGUCUUCACCAGUUCAGUACCCGUUCGUCUGGACAGCUCCAACGUCAAACCUCGACGAAGAAAUAUACCAUUAAGACAACGAACUGCAUCGAAAUUGCUGGGCUAUAUUGCACUUAUAUACCUAAUUUGAGAUAGCCUCUAUCCACUAGAAAGUCGUAUAUUUUUUGCUUUCGAGGCUUUUAUAACACUAACACUGCAACCAGUCAGAUAGUGGUUCUUCAAAUGCAUGUUUAUGUUCAUGUGGUAUUAUUAAAUAUAGCCAACAAAUAACUUAGUCCUCCACUUACCGAAUGGAAGUGAAAGAGACUUCGUUUUAUGACAUGAAUGUAACACAUUGUUCUUGGCUUUAGUCACAAAGCAGUCCAUUUGUGCCAAGGUUUUGAGAAUUUAUUUUGCUUUGCUGUUAGUAAUCUAUUGAUUGGUCUUUGUGUUGUAUUUAAAGAAAACUGGUUGAAUUAUUAAAUCGUGGAAGUUAUACCAUAAAUGGAAAAUAAAUAUAUUUGUAUGACUGUACUUUGUAUUUUUAUAGCUGUGUAUAUACAUAUUUCAAAAGACCACUGUUUAAUCUUGAAUUGUUAAAGUGUAAAAGGAUUUUUUAAACAAACUCACAAUGUUUUACGUGUACUUUUGGAGGGCUGGUAGCAAACAGUGUUUUAGAGAGAUUGUCAUUUGAUAUCAAAUAUAUUUCUAAGACAAGUAAAAGAUGACCUAACUGUUCCUAUAAUAGUGACUCGAAAUCUCAUUUGAUUCCACUGCUAAUCAGUUCGUGAUGAGGACUAUAGUAUUAAACUAGUAAGUCAUUAUACAUGGCUCUGGUACAGUACGAUGUACUGUAUUGUACUGUCAAGCCAGAAUUGACUAGCAGCACAACAC